CUAUGGGGUUUAAAAUGCUUUAUUGUUUUAUUUUUUGGUCUCGUACGCAGACGUUCCGUCGCGUCGCCUAGCAAGCUUGUGGCAACACAAGUGGUGCAUUUUUAAGACAUUAUAUUCAGUCGUACAUAUUUUAGAUAUAAUCCUUCAGGUUUUCUGCUCUGUGUUUGUAUGAAUGCAACGAGUAAAACAUGUACACUCCAGCGGCUGAUGCCGGUGUGACUGUGGUGGAAAAGGAUGCAACCCUAAGCGGCGCUUACUCACCUGUGGACUAUAUGAGUAUCACUAGCUUCCCAAGACUACCAGAAGAUGAUGUGGUUUCUUCAGACAAUACCCUCAAAUCACGCAAAGAUGAUGACAACUUCCUCAGUGAGCAGGACACGGACCCUGAUUUGUUUCUAAAGUCAGCUCGACUGCAGCGCAUGGCCUCAUCUGCUUCUGACUUGGGAAGCCAUGACGUCACUCCUCUGAGAGAGACCACCAGGGACCCACUGGCACAAGAAUGUGCGUGUACACGAGAUGGCCUCACCGUUAUCAUCACUGCCUGUCUGACAUUUGCUACUGGGGUCACAAUGGCCCUCAUAAUGCAGAUCUACUUUGGGAACCCACAGGUGUAUACUCAAGCUGCAAUAGUAACAGAUGUGGCACGCUGCACAUCUCUAGGCUUUGAUGUGCUGGGCAAACAAGGAUCAAGCAUAGAUGCUGCGAUAGCCGCCUCCCUCUGCCUGGGCAUCAUUCACCCCCACACCUCAGGCAUCGGAGGUGGUGGCGUGAUGCUUGUCCAUGACAUCCGUAAGAAUGAAAGCAGAGUCAUUGAUUUCCGUGAGACUGCACCAUUUGCCAUCCACGAAGAUUUGAUGUUAAAUGUUGAUCAAAGGCCAGGUCUGCUAGUGGCUGUUCCAGGCAUGCUGAGUGGCCUACAUCAAGCUCAUCAGCUGUAUGGAAGAAUGCAGUGGAAAGAGCUUAUCACUUUGGCUGCAGAUGUUGCCAGAAAUGGAUUUAACGUUACACAUGAACUGGCUGAUGCUUUGUCUGAAGUGAAAGACCAAAAUGUGUCUGAUACAUUCAGAAAUCUCUUCCUGCCAAAUGGACAGGCGCCAGUAGCAGGACUUUUCACGACACGUCUGGAUUUAGCUGACAUUUUAGACAGGAUUGCAAUCAAUGGGAUCUCAGAGUUCUACAAUGGGAAUCUGACUAAAGAAAUAGCAUCUGUGGUUCAAGCGAAAGGAGGUGUGCUGACAGAGGAAGAUUUUCUGAACUAUACCACUGUUCUACAAAAACCACUGCAAAGUCUUUAUCAGGGUUACCGGGUGUUAGCUGUCCCUCCACCCCACGCGGGAGCUGCUCUCCUCUCAGCUCUAAACAUCCUGGAGGGAUAUAACAUCACAAACCAGGUCCCGAAGAACACAGUUUACCACUGGAUAGCUGAGUCUUUGAAGAUCGCCUUGUCACAGGCUAGUGGACUUGGAGACCCAAAGUUUGAUGGCUCUGUUUCAGAAGUUGUGGCACAGAUGCUCAGUAAAACUCAGGCUGCUGCAUUUCGUCAAAUGAUUAACGAUUCGCAUGCGUCUCUCGCUCAACAUUUCACACCAUCAUAUGAGCUGCAGAGGGACGCUGUCGCCAGCCAGGUCAUGGUGAUGGGCAGAGAUGAUUUGAUAGUAUCUGUUAUGAGCUCACUGAACCGGCCAUUCGGAAGUUAUAUUAUGACACCCUCUGGGAUUCUCCUUAAUAGUCAGAUUCUGGAUUUCUCUUGGCCCAAUAAAACCCACAGCUCAGCAGAGUUCAAUCCGCGUAACAGGAUUGAUCCAGGGAAGCGACCCGCCUCCUUCCUAAUUCCCGUUGCAAUAAGACCCUCUAUUGGUCUUUGUGGCACUUACCUUACCUUGGGUUCCUCUAAUGGUGACCGGGCCCUUAGUGGCAUCACUCAGGUUUUGCUUAAUGUUUUAUCAUUACGCAAAAACAUGAGUGACAGUCUAGCUUACGGCAGGCUUCAUCCUCUCAUACAAACUAACACCCUCCUGGUAGACUCUAAAUUUAUGCAGGCCGACGUGGAGUCUCUCAUACAGAUGGGCCAUAAGGUGGAGAAGGUGGACAUCAUCUCAUUGGUAGAAGGAACUAAGAGAACCAAUGACCUGAUUGUAGGUGUGAAGGACCCCCGCAGCACUGACGCCUCUGCACUGUCUAUGUCUAUGCCCUAGAAUUCAACAUUUAUCCUGCUCUGUCAUGUGUGUACAUGGUUAUUUGUACUGUUUUAGAUAUUGCUUGUGAAAUAGCCAUCUCCACAACGAACACCGAUAGGAACAGUAGGCAUGCACAUAUGAUGUGUCUUCUUGUAAAAGUAAGAUUUGAGUGUGUAUUUAAAUUUUACCCUAAUAGUUCUUAAACUACAAUUCAUGACGUUUGAGGAACGUUUCUUACAUGAUGUACUAGAUUUGGCAGGUCCAAUUUGGAUUUUUUGGAUUUUUGAUUAAAUGUUUGUCCUACUACACAGUUUGGCAGGUAUAUGCUUUUUCUGUUUCUUCAUUUAGUAGCUUAAAUAUGUGAGAACAAACAUGUAUAGUGAUUUCCGUUUUAUUUAAAGAGAUUAUUUUAAUUUGAGGUGAGCAAACACUUUUUUCAAAAUACUUGCAGAUGACAUCAAAUAGACAUCUUAAAGAUGUAUGUGUGCUACCUAAUUUUAAAAGCUUUUGAUUGUUGUAAAAACGGAGAUGAAGCUAAACUGCUAUUGCUAAGAUCUGUUAACGUAAAGUGAAUUAAAUGUUUAUUUAUUUUCAACAAA
This is a messenger RNA of Misgurnus anguillicaudatus (oriental weatherfish), 2776 nucleotides long. The record is from RefSeq and is a predicted model, not a curated record. NCBI's taxonomy places the organism in Eukaryota, Metazoa, Chordata, Actinopteri, Cypriniformes, Cobitidae.